AUGGGAAAACACUUUGGAAACCUUGGAAAGAUGUAUGGAGAGCAUAGAUUUGCAUUGGCACCAAACGAGCAGAAGGCGUACAAAGGAUUCCUCGACCAGGCUUUUGUGAAGACAUUCAAGACGUACGUUUGGGACCAAUGGUACUACUACAUUCCACAAACGAUCGGCGCCUAUUUGCUCUACGACUGGGCCAAGAAGACCAACCACGAAGCCAAUAGAAAGAACCCAGCUGACUACGCUAAUGAUGUAUAA
Messenger RNA from Caenorhabditis briggsae, 252 nucleotides. Gene Ontology annotation, biological process: mitochondrial electron transport, ubiquinol to cytochrome c. The transcript has a single exon. Lineage: Eukaryota; Metazoa; Nematoda; Chromadorea; Rhabditida; Rhabditidae. The record is from RefSeq and is a predicted model, not a curated record. The coding region runs from base 1 to 252 and encodes 83 amino acids.